AUGAUGAUGAGUAGCAUUGUGAAGAAGCUCUUGUUCUGUGGAGCAAAAGGGUUUCCCUCCAUUUCAGACUCAGACGACUCUCGAGUAGUGCCUAUGACACAAGCCGGUCAAGUCCGUGUGUGUGUUGGAAGAGACAUUGAUCUGAUGUGCAAGUUUGAGAUGGAAGCCAAUUACCUAAACCACCCACUCUUCCAGAGUCUACUGGAGCUCUCCGCCGAGCAAGAGUUCAGUUAUUCCUACGAUGGAGCCCUAAGAAUAGCGUGUGAUGUCGAUCUGUUCCACUAUCUUCUUCAUCUCUUUGAAACCAGCAAUCCCUCCGCCCAUUACAUGGAGCUUUCCGAUCUCAUUUCCAAGUUCUACGCUAGUGCUAUCUACAAUUAG
This is a messenger RNA of Rosa rugosa (rugosa rose), 381 nucleotides long. RefSeq lists its product as uncharacterized. The coding region runs from base 1 to 381 and encodes 126 amino acids. Gene Ontology annotation, biological process: response to auxin. The record is from RefSeq and is a predicted model, not a curated record. Lineage: Eukaryota; Viridiplantae; Streptophyta; Magnoliopsida; Rosales; Rosaceae. The transcript has a single exon.